GAUAUCGGCGACCUGACGGCUUCUUAGAGAAAUCUAGCAGGUCAGGCCCUGGGAAAUCUGUGUUUGGACAGCCCUCCGGAGGAUAUCAAUGAGCGCAGUCUGUUGUGAUACCCAUCAGUGGCGCAUCAGGUUUAACUCUGGCCUGUCCAUAUCUUUAGUUACUCCCGUUUUUGCUGUUGUUAUAUCUUCUUUUGCUUUCACCUUGUGGACGCUUUUUGCAGGCUUACAUUUCUGGAUUUGGCUACAUACUAUUGAGCUUUAUGGUGGCUACCUCUCACUCGUUCUUCGAACUCACUACGCUGCAAAACCUUGUUAAAUAUCAUUUGCAAUAUGCUUUGUCUUUCGGAUAGGGCGAUUUAACACAGUAUUUUGGGUUUUCGUACAGUAUAUAUAUCAUAAGAUAAUUGAUGGCAAGCCCUAGUGCAAGCA
This is a messenger RNA of Serpula lacrymans var. lacrymans S7.9, 429 nucleotides long. RefSeq lists its product as uncharacterized. The record is from RefSeq and is a predicted model, not a curated record. The coding region runs from base 89 to 316 and encodes 75 amino acids. The transcript has a single exon. NCBI's taxonomy places the organism in Eukaryota, Fungi, Basidiomycota, Agaricomycetes, Boletales, Serpulaceae.